AUGGCGUUAUUUGAGAAGAAACCAUGGUGGGCAGUAGUCUUGGUUACAGUGGUGAUAUCAAGGCUGCAACUUUUCGUUGUAGGAGCUCCAUUGGUGCCUUGUUAUUUCAUUUUUGGAGACUCAUCGGCUGAUAAUGGCAGCAACAACCCCCUUCCGACAUUGGCUAAAUCUAAUUACUCUCCUUAUGAAAUUGAUUUUCCCGAUGGACCAACAGGAAGGUUCACCAAUGGUGCAACCGUUGUCGAUUUGAUAUCUGAACUUCUAGGAUUUGAUAAUUUCAUUCCAGCCUUUGCAUCCGGGAACUCUGAUAUAUUCAAUGGCGGAAUUCAUGUUAGUGUGAAUAAGCAGCUAGAAAAUCACCAAGUGAUUUUCAAUCGCAUUGCCUCUGAUCUAAGUAGUAACAAUUCAGCUACGCAGCACCUGAAUAAGUGCCUAUAUUCAGUCGGAAUUGGUGUCAACGAUUACAUAAACAACUACUUCUUGCCCCACUUCAACAAUACCAGCCAACAAUUUACGCCCCAGCAAUAUGCCCAAGUUCUUUUGAAUCAGUAUUCUCAGCAAUUAAGGAGUUUAUAUGCCCAUAGAGCGAGGAAGAUUGCGAUAUUUGGACUGGCACCAGCAGGUGGCACUCCAUAUGCAAUUGCUAAGUAUCCCAGAAAUGGUGCUCCAUGCGUAGACAGCUUGAACAGUGCAGUCCAACUUUUCAACGACAACCUGAAGUCACUUGUUGAUCAGCUCAACGAUAAUCUGACAGACGCAAAACUUAUGUUACUGAUCGUUUAUGGAAUUUCAUCAUCAGCCAAUGGGUUAAAGUUUUUGAACGAAACUUGCUGCCCGGCGAAAAUUUCUAGUGUAUGUGAUCCUAACAAAACUCCAUGCGAAAAUAGGAGAGAGUAUCGAUUCUGGGACGGAUUUCAUCCUACUGCGGCUGAUAAUCAAAUUGCUGAAAAACGAUCGUUCAUUGCUCUUGAUUCACUUGAUGUUUAUCCAUUUGAUAUAAGUAAUUUAGUUCAAAAUUGA
This is a messenger RNA of Mangifera indica (mango), 1020 nucleotides long. Its product is annotated as GDSL esterase/lipase At1g29660-like. The record is from RefSeq and is a predicted model, not a curated record. The coding region runs from base 1 to 1020 and encodes 339 amino acids. Gene Ontology annotation, molecular function: hydrolase activity, acting on ester bonds. Lineage: Eukaryota; Viridiplantae; Streptophyta; Magnoliopsida; Sapindales; Anacardiaceae. The transcript has 5 exons.